Macroventuria anomochaeta is the source of this 1194-nucleotide messenger RNA. RefSeq lists its product as uncharacterized. The record is from RefSeq and is a predicted model, not a curated record. Lineage: Eukaryota; Fungi; Ascomycota; Dothideomycetes; Pleosporales; Didymellaceae. Bases 47 to 922 code for a protein of 291 amino acids. The transcript has 3 exons.
UAGCACGCCUCCGCCAAUUGUUUGCGACAACAAUUGGGCCUGCAUAAUGUCCGCCCCUUCGCGAGGCUUCGCCGCCUUCAAGCAGCACGCAUCAUUCCGCCUCCCCUCGUCCCUCCGCACCGCGCUGUUGGGUCCUCGAGAACAGUUCUUCCAGCCAAACGCGAUUCGCGAAUCACGAAAUUUCUCUUCGUCGAUACUGCGCAGAUAUCAAUACCCCAAGACGCCACUAAACAAACCCUCCACAUUCGUUAGCAGCGACCCAGUAUUGCGACAAGUGGUGCAGACACGGCAACCUGUUGUUCUAUAUGAAGCACCAAAGAGCAAAUGGUAUUACUGGAAAGUGUACGGACUUGCAGCGAUAUGGAUUGGCACAGGGGCAUACUCGAUCAAGUUCCAGGAAGACGUGAAGGACAUCCCAGAUUUAGCUUUCUUCGUACGGCCGACAUACGUUGUAGUCGGAUUGGGCUUCAUCGCAAUUGGUUGCUACAUCUGUAGUGCGCCUACAAAUCGCAUGCGUUCGCUGGAGGUAGUGCCGAGUAUGAUGGGCGGACCAAUGCAGUUGCGCAUGGCAGUCAGGCCAGUGCCGUGGGCGAAGGAGCGCAUCAUCUAUACAAAUCUUGGAGGCGCAACAAUUAGUGAAAAGUGCCAGCCUAUGGUGUUGGAACUACAGGAAGCUGAACGAGCGAAACGGCAGAGCGUGUGGCAGGACCUGGGCGACAUGAACAUUGUGUCGAAGGCUUGGGAAGGUUCAGCGCGCUGGGUACAUCAGAAGUGGACAAACUUCUUCUUGAAGUUCAAGUUCGCUGUGCUGAGAUUCGGUAUUGCGAAGGUCGAGGUGCAGGGUGAGAAGUGGAAGAUCGACUGCUCAGGGUAUCUGCUGGAGAACGGCAAAGCUGUCGAUCGUAUCUUACCGGAAGAGUGAAGGUCCUUUGGCGAAGAAAUGGGCGCGCAUCUUGCACCGCUACCCUAGGAGGAUUGUCUGUGCCGCAGCAGGCUGCGAUGCCAUACACUGUUGGCAAUACAUGUACAAAUCAAUUGUAUAAUAUCUUGAGGACCCGAUACCCCAACGGACUACCAUAUCGGCUCGGCGUUGUUGUGCGCCAACGGCCCACAUUCGCUACCUCUGCCUACUCCUAUUAUCAAGCACCUGUGAGGGCUCUACGAAUAUAUGACAAAGCAUUUGGUUGUCUACUU